Molecule: messenger RNA, 2642 nt
Organism: Antechinus flavipes (yellow-footed antechinus)
Lineage: Eukaryota; Metazoa; Chordata; Mammalia; Dasyuromorphia; Dasyuridae
Gene: SMPD1
Product: sphingomyelin phosphodiesterase 1
Biological process (GO): ceramide biosynthetic process; sphingomyelin catabolic process
Cellular component (GO): lysosome
Molecular function (GO): acid sphingomyelin phosphodiesterase activity
Source: RefSeq, a predicted model, not a curated record
AAAGUUUGCCCAGCCCAGUCAGCUGACUGGGGGAAGAGGAGGAAGGGGUGGAGCUGUCUGCUCGAGUUGUCAGCUGAGAAGCCCAGGAGACUGAACACAGGGCAACAAGAGGACACUUAAACCUGGGACAGAACCCUGGGGACUUAGACUCGGGAAAGAAGCAAGCCAGCCUACUGAACUGGAGGGACCUGAGCCACAGGGAACUCAGCUGGGCCGGGAGUUUGGCCACCACCCUGCCCAGGACAUAAAGAAAUGCAGCCACAUUGGGGCUUUUGUGGCUGGACUUUAUGGGAUCCUCCAGCGGGGCAGACCCAGGGACGAAGACUUCCCACUAUGAGAAAAGUCAAGCCUCUGGGGAACGUUUGGAUGGGCUUGGCGCUGGGUAGCUUCCUGGUUCUCUGCUGCUUGAUUGAGGCCAGACCACAGCCUAGCAGAAGGGACCCCCAAUGGUUUCGGCAAAUCCUGCCUGUCCUCGGUGUUGAAUUUGAGUUACAGAACUUCAGUUGCUCAGUGUGCAAGACCCUGUUCACUGCCAUCGACAUUGGGUUGAAGAUGGAACCCAAUGUGGCUCGAGUGGGGCUUGUGGCCACCGCUGUGUGUAAACAACUGAACCUAGCACCACCCAAUGUGUGCCAGUCUAUUAUCAAGCUUUAUGAAAAAGAUAUAGUGGAGAUAUGGACACAUUCUGUGCUGAGCCCCUCUGAAGCCUGUGGACUGCUUCUAGGUUCUUCCUGUGGACAUUGGGAUAUCUUCUCAGACUGGAAUAUUUCCUUGCCUGCUGUGCCCAAACCCCCAUAUCAUCCUCCUGCUCCCCCAGCGCCAGGUGCCCCCAUCAGCCGUGUGCUCUUCCUCACAGACCUGCACUGGGAUCACGACUACAUGGAGGGUGCAGAUCCUGCCUGUCCUGACCCCUUGUGCUGUCGAAAAGGCUCAGGUUUGCCACCUUCAUCCAAGCCUGGCGCUGGCUACUGGGGUGAAUACAGCAAGUGUGAUCUGCCACUGAGGACCUUGGAGAGCCUGCUAGCGGGAAUAGGCCCUGCCGGCCCCUUUGACAUGGUUUACUGGACAGGAGACAUCCCUGCCCAUGAUGUCUGGAGUCAGACCCGCCAGGACCAACUACGGGCACUGACUACUAUCACUGCCCUUGUGAAGAAGUACCUGGGACCUGUACCCGUCUAUCCAGCUGUGGGCAAUCACGAGAGUACCCCAGUCAACAGCUUCCCUCCUCCCUAUGUACAUGGGAACCACUCAUCCAGCUGGCUUUAUGAAGCGAUGGCCACAGCCUGGAAAUCUUGGCUCCCUCGAAAUGCCCUCCACACCCUCAGGAUUGGGGGGUUCUAUGCCCUCUCACCUAGGCCCGGCCUCCGCCUAAUCUCCCUCAAUAUGAACUUUUGUGCCCGGGAAAACUUCUGGCUGAUGAUCAAUUCCACAGACCCUGCGGGGCAGCUACAAUGGCUGGUGACAGAACUGCAGGCUGCUGAAAACCGAGGAGAGAAGGUACAUAUCAUUGGUCACAUUCCCCCUGGACACUGUCUGAAGAGCUGGAGCUGGAAUUACUAUCGAAUUGUGGGCAGGUAUGAAAACACCAUAGCUGCUCAGUUCUUUGGUCACACCCACGUGGAUGAAUUUGAGAUUUUCUAUGAUGAGGAGACUCUGAGCCGACUGGCUGUGGCCUUCUUGGCCCCCAGUGCUACCACCUAUGUGAACCUUAACCCUGGUUAUCGAGUCUACCUAAUCGACGGCAACUACCCAGAGAGUUCCCAUGUGGUCCUGGACCAUGAAACCUACAUUCUGAAUUUGACAUUGGCCAAUGUUCCCGGGGCCACCCCCAAAUGGGAGUUCCUCUAUCGGGCCCGAGAAACCUACGGGCUUCCCAAUGCUCUGCCAGCAGCCUGGCAUGACCUAGUGUACCGCAUGCGGGGCAACGAAGGGCUUUUUCAGACCUUUUGGUACCUCUACCACAAAGGUCAUCCUCCUGUAGAGCCCUGUGAAGGUGCCUGCCGCCUUGCCACCCUCUGUGCCUUGCUCUCUGCCCGUUCAGACAGUCCUGCUCUCUGCCGACACCUGGUACCAGACCUGCCCUUACCCCAUACUGGAAGUCUUUGGCCGAAGCUUGCAUUUUGCUAGCAAACAAAAGCUCGGACAGCCACAGGGAAUCAGGAAAAAUGGAUGGGGUCCAGUGCAUUGCUGAAGGGAGGAAGUCCUGAUCUCACUUUAUGGAGCAUUAAACAGGAGGAGGAGGGUUAAACAAUCUGAAUGUGCCAUAGACUCAGGUGAGCAAGGAUGGUUUUUUCCCUGGAGGCAUCUCAGCACCUGAGAGACUUGUCUGGCUGGACAGAAAGGAGGAAGCAGCUCUUAGGACACAAUGUGGGCAGGAAAUUGAAGCUCCUGUGUAAGCAACACCCAUCAAGACUGCUAUUGGUCCUGCUUCCUUCAAGACUACUACGAAACAAGCUCAGGACCUUAGCAGCAGCCCCUUCCCUUGCCCUCAUGCUGGUUCUAGUUGCCUCAAGGAUAUCAGAACUGAAGGGGCGCAAAGUACUGGUAUUCCCUUAGCCUGCUGGACAGGAGCUCCCCCAUCCAAGGUUGCCUAAUCCCCUGGGACAGCUACAAUAAAUGUAUGUGACUCAGUGGCCUCCUUU